CUUUUUUUUUUUGAAAUUUUGUUUUCGUCUUUUUUCCUUUCUGUGAAUAUCAAACGUGAAGCAAGCCACACAAUAUGGAAUCCAGUGUCAAGCAAGACACGUACACUUGUCAUUCACCAUACAAAAGCACAUUAGAGUGACGUGGAAACUAACACCCCAUCCAUUCUCCUUGCCUUUAUUCCCACACAUAAAGCCUCCAUGUAAUCUUCAACAGGAACCAACAACCAGAGGAAGAGGAGGAAGGAAGAAGAAGCAAAGGAAGAAGACAAAGAAGCAGCCGCUACCCGGCUUAAUUACCCGUUUCUCCUUUCAUGGCUAAAGAAGAAACCAACUCAGUGGAUCGACAGACUUCGAGUGAACACCCCAACCAUCCAAUUGGUGUGUCAGUUGCACCAGAGCGCAAGAAGCCCAAGCACCACCAGCCCUGCGAGGAUCAAGUUGUUGAACCACACAACCCUUUUGAUGCCGAUCAAGCCGAAUCACAAAGACAGUCUCCAGUCACCCGUGAUGAGUACUCCACCCACGAUGAAACUGAAUUACAGGCUGGGUCUUCUUGUGCAGUGGGGGAUGUCUCAAAAGAACCCAUCAAAACGGAGGCCUUGGCCUCAUCGGAGGAUAGCGGACGCGAGAGGCUGAAGAGGCACCGAGUUGAGGUGGCGGGCAGCGUGGGGAUUCCGGAUAUGUGGGGACAGGAGGAGCUGAUGAAGGACUGGGUUGACUGCUCCGUCUUCGAUGCUUCAUUAGUGACUAGUAGAAUAAUGUCAGCUCGAGCAGCGCUGGUGGCCGAGGGAAGAAGACCUAGUCCAAGCGGACUGAGGAUAGAGAAUAGAUUGCUGAGAAUGAGUUGUGGUUGGCCUCCAAACUGAUCUGUUUAUGUGCACCGGUCGGUGCUUUGCUUAAUCAAUCAGGGAAGUGGGUUACACUUUAUUUUCCCUUUUUGGGAGGGGAUGUAUAUUGCAUUUUGUUUGAUCUUGAUAUGAAGAAUUGGAGCAGGUAAUAUCGACAAUUUUUCCUGUAUGCUGCCCACCAUUGAAGAGGUCGACAAACGAAUGACUAGUUAUCAAAUAGCCGAUGAACAUGAAUAAAUAAUAAACGGAUGAUUUUGAAGCUAUUCACAUGGAUAUUCCCAAACCAUGUUAGUUGGAGGCAGAUCGCGGAUUUCUUGGAGCGAGAUACAUGAAUCAUUCUCCAUUCUCGUUGUUAGAUUUAGGUACAGAAAGAAUACAUGAAUGAUGAAUCCCUCUUUUUCUUUUUUCUUUUUUCUUUUUUUGGACUAAAGAUUAAGAGUCUAUGAAUCUGUUAAAAGAUGAUCUACACUCAUCUGCAAAUACAGGAAUCAUUUUGUGUUGUUCA
Molecule: messenger RNA, 1353 nt
Organism: Vitis riparia (riverbank grape)
Lineage: Eukaryota; Viridiplantae; Streptophyta; Magnoliopsida; Vitales; Vitaceae
Exons: 2
Coding region: 312-866 (184 amino acids)
Biological process (GO): blue light signaling pathway
Source: RefSeq, a predicted model, not a curated record